Molecule: messenger RNA, 4219 nt
Organism: Pocillopora damicornis (cauliflower coral)
Lineage: Eukaryota; Metazoa; Cnidaria; Anthozoa; Scleractinia; Pocilloporidae
Biological process (GO): regulation of canonical NF-kappaB signal transduction
Cellular component (GO): cytoplasm; nucleus
Molecular function (GO): K63-linked polyubiquitin modification-dependent protein binding
Source: RefSeq, a predicted model, not a curated record
UUGUAUUUGUUCUCGGAUACGUGAGGGAAGAUAAUCGUAUGAAACCCAUUUUUCAUUCACUCUUGGUUUUGGUUAGAAGUCUUUGAGUUAGAAAGAACCUAAGAUCUAUUUUGAAGGGCUGUCUACGAGAAACGACGUCACAGAAAAACUCGUGACAUCUUGAAUUUUCAUUUGUAAUCGGGUUACAUUUCCUUGCAUGGUAAAUAUUCGAUCUCUUUGAGUUUCAAAAUCAUCGAAAUUUCAUGGCUUAGAAGUUCACCUCCAGAAUCUCAGAUGGUUUAAGCUGUUGUUCAAACGUUUGGCAUCGAAAUCCUUCUCAGGAUCCAUUCCGGUCCAUCGAAACCUUAGCUGCUACUUCUCUCAUUGCCUCAACGAAACACGAAUUGAGCGUGCCUUUUAGAUAACUGUUAUGUCCGCCAGCGUCAGUCCGCUUCCAUCGAGUGAGAUGAAUAGCUCACACUCAAGUGAAGGUAGCAGUGUAAGUGGCUUUGUUGUAGUUUCUAAAGACGACGGGCAAUUGCUCAAUUCCGACGACAGUAAGAUUGGAAAAAUAGCUGAGAUUCCAGGUAAAAGCGAAAGCCUCCCACAAGGCGGAAGUGUGUCGCAGAAUGAACAUGAACUAGCUGAUAGAGUUCAGAAUCUUUCCAAGGAAAAUGAACAACUUAAGGGGGUGCUGCUUCAGAACAAUGAACUCCUCGAGAAAUAUUUUGAAGAACUUGCAGACAUGCAGAAAUCUCAGAAACAGACAAGUGAGUCUUCACGCAAAGGGUAUGAACGUGCCAAGGAGAUGAUCAAGAACCUGCGAGAAAAGAAUGGAAAAUUAAAAACUGAACUGAAGAAUGAGCAAAAUAAAACUUUGCAACUGGAGGAAGAGCUGUCCAAACUGAAGGAGGCAGAUCAAAAUGAAAAGUCUGCACAUCUUGAAGAAAGUUAUCAUAUAGACAAGGCUAACCCAGAUCAAGCGCAGUCUCUAAACGAAGUGGUGAAGAAGCUUGAAUCUGAAAAGGCCACCCUGGAAAUGAGUAACAGCAAACUGCAAGAACGUAUUUCCUGCCUAAAGGCCAUGCGAGAAGCUGAGCCGAAUACUGAAACAGAUGACCUUGAUACUCUGGUUUCUCUUGACACCCUGUCCUCUGACAUUCCUCUCGAGAGCCCUGAAGCAGUUUGGGAGAACUUAAGGAAAGUUGAAACAGAAAAAGAAAUUUUGAAGGUAAAAUUGGAGGAGAUGAAAAUUGAGAGUGAGCAAAACCAACAACAGUUUAAUCAACUUGAGGAAGAACGUGACCAGCUUUUAAAGAAAAUUCAAGAUAUGGAGCAAAGGCAGGUAUUAGAAGAAGAAGAUAUUAAGCUUGAGGUAGCUGAAAACCAAGCUUCCACUGCAGCAGCCACAGAGCAAAUUGCUGCUUUGAGUGAACAGCUUAGAGUGCAGACAGAGGUGAUGAACAAUCUUACAAAGGAACAGAAUGCUUUGAGGCAGGAAAGAGACAUGUACAUGAAGAAGGCUGAAGAAAUUGAAAAAAGAACCACUGAGAAUGUUGAAACUAUAGGAGAACAGCAGCAAAACUCUCCUGAAAAAGGCAGUGAUAAUCAGGAAGCACUAAAAGUAAAUGAACUACGCAAUACACUUGAAAAAGUGAAGGAAAACCUUUUGGAAUACCAGAGACGUGAAGGAGAUCUUCUGAACAGGGAGAAGGCUGUUCUUGAGAAGGAAGAAGAACAAAAGCAGAGAACCACUGAGAAUGUUGAAACUAUAAAAGAACAGAAGCAAAACUCUCCUGAAAAAGGCAGUGAUAAUCAGGAAGAACUAAAAGGAAAUGAACAAUACAAAACACUUCAAAAAGUGAAGAAAAACCUUUGGCAAUACCAAAGACGUGAAGGAGAUCUUCUGAGCAGGGAGAAUGCUGUUCUUGAGAAGGAAGAAAAACAAAAGCAGGUUAUGGAAGAGAAUGAGAACCUAAAAGAUCAGCUUGCUGAAGCUCAAAAAAAUAUUGAAGCACUUUCUCACAAAGAGAAGGGGCAGGAGGAAGAAGUGAACACUCUGAGGAGGCAGCUGAGUUCAGUAUCAGAUGAACUCACUGAGACGCAUGAACAGGAAGUUUCUCAGUUAAAGGAGUCAUUGCAGACAGUUAUUGACAGUGCCAAAGAAUUGAGAGGAACUGUUGAACAACAUAGGGAGGAGAAUGAAAAUCUUCAGAAACUUGUUGAGGAACUGAAAUUAAGUGCAAGUCAGAAGGAAGAGGAAAUACAGACUCUAAAGGAGGAAACAGUCAAAGUGUCCAAUGAACUGAAUGAGGUUCGGGAGCAGGAAGUUAACCGCUUAAAAGAAGAAUUGUCAGACAAGACUGAGGCACUGAAAAAUGCAGAGAUUAACAUAAAAUCUAUGGAGACUCAAGUGACACAAUUAAUCAAGGAAAAUGAAUCUCUAUCAGCAGAGAAGGAAAGGCUUAUAGACGAAUGCACGCAACAGGAAAAUAUGUAUCAAGAUCAUCUCCAUAAGAUCACUGAUGACAGUGAGAAGCAGAGAUUGAAGAGAGACAAAUUGAUCGAGAGUCUCAAAAAGGAUAUGUCAACCGCUGAUGCAGAACUUAAGAAAACACGCUUAAAACAGGAAACUGACAGCAGGAAAACCAGCGAUAUCAGGAUGAGAUCUAUCAGUUAAGCAACAGAGGAUUCGAGGAAAUGCAACGCCGCCAUGCCAGUGUUCCUUAUCAUACCACAGACUACCCACCCCAUCAACAAGGAUCUCCCGGAGAAUGGUGCGCUGGAUUUCCUGGAAUGCCUUUUUUCACCCGUGGAUCCGAACAACCUGCAGAAACCGGGAGAGAGGGGGACAUGCGGAGUCCUGGAAGGGAACAACAAGUCCCUGCUCCACCGGUGGAUGAAAAUGAUUGGCAAUGUCCAAACUGUCGCGGGGUGUUCCCUAAUUUUGAUGCACUUCAGAUUCAUGCUGUGGCAUGCCAAGGAUUCCAGCGACCACCUUCCGUAGGCGAUCUUCAGCAAAAUCAGUGUCCAAGCUGCAUGGAGUUAUUUCCUGAUAUAGAAACCCUGGAACUUCAUGUAGAGGAAUGUCUGGAUCAACAUCAAUAGUGAAAUUAUCCUGACCUCAACGUAUUUGACCGAAAUGGAGGAUGUAUUGGCAAGAGGAGUGGAAAGUCAGGGUGAACUGAACUUUAUAAAAUUCUUAACCACUGAGCAGUGAAACAGUUUGUUCCUAAGCUUUUUAUAUGAACAUUUUUAGCACGAAGCAGCAUUCUGUAUCGAUAAUUUGACGCUUAAAAUGAGUUUUAAAUGCAAGCAGAAGUCAUACAGGACACUGAGCUGUUCUGUUGGCCGUUUCACCUUACUUUAAUGAAAACCACGUCAGAAAAAGUCUUGAAAACUGCUUUAAUAGGAUUACAGCUUCGAUGCUAUUUACCGCGCUAUUUGUUGAAAGCGAGCAGAUCAACAUAGGGGACAGGUAAGUUUAACCGCAGGGGACAGUAUGAUAACCAAGUAUUAAUUGACCUUAAAAUUUAGCUGACCAGUGAAGGUGUGACAAACUUGGCUUUUUGUGAGAUACAGAUAUGACGUAUUAUGUUACUCAUAUAUAAGUUUCAUUUUGGUAACGCAAUAUCCAAUUCAGCGGAUUUAGACCACAACUUCGACGUGCUCUUGCGUUACUCUUGUUGUUCUGUAAAACUAAAAUCUCCUAGACAGUCUGAGACCGUAUUUAUCUGAUAUACAACUGUAGUUCAAGGAUAGAUUAGGUAAUUUACACACAGUUUGUAUUGGAAACGUACUAUGUCUCGCAUUAAGAACUAAAUGUAAUUAACGGAUGACGAUUCACGACAGUGAUCUAAAACAAUAGUUGAGUUGAUAUGUUCUAGAAACACAUCAAAAGCUCUCUAAAGUAAUUCCAGUUGUUUUUCAAGUGAAGUACAGAGGGAUAAAGGUUAAUGUUAAUUUGAAGGAUGUUUAAUACCACUUCCUUUAAGACUUUGUAAACAAUUUAUUUUAGUAAAAAUUUACUUUUAUGUUUUAUCAUAGCAUAGUAAGUAGACUACGUUGACUCUGCGUGUGUAGUUAUUUUUUUCAUACAUAUGAAAUAAUGUUUAAAAAUUUGGUUUUCCUUAAAGGCAGGGGCCCAUUUCUAUGGGCUCCUGUUAAAGGUAAUUAAUUUGGUAAAAGUGUAAAAAUUUUUUUCUUCUUCAACUGAAAAUAAAAUCUAAAGGAAUUAAGA